Messenger RNA from Colletotrichum karsti, 1215 nucleotides. RefSeq names its product nucleosome assembly protein. Gene Ontology annotation, molecular function: histone binding; chromatin binding. Gene Ontology annotation, biological process: nucleosome assembly. NCBI's taxonomy places the organism in Eukaryota, Fungi, Ascomycota, Sordariomycetes, Glomerellales, Glomerellaceae. The transcript has 5 exons. The record is from RefSeq and is a predicted model, not a curated record. Gene Ontology annotation, cellular component: chromatin; nucleus. Bases 1 to 1215 code for a protein of 404 amino acids.
AUGGCUGAGCCCAUCCGCAACAAGCGCCUCGACCCGGCUACUGCGCCUACGCCGCAAAAUACCCCUCUGCAAAAUGCGCCCAUCUCAUCGCACGCUCAGCAGCCUGGCGUUGCCAGCAUCAAGGAGGAGGAUUUUGACCGUGCCGCCGCCGCCUCCAUCUUCGCCCAAAACCCCAAGCUCGUCCAGAUGAUUCAGGGAAGACUCGGCUCCCUCGUCGGCCGUUCCUCCGGUUAUAUCGAGUCCCUCCCCCCUCAGGUGCGCCGCCGCGUUGCUGGACUGAAGGGCAUUCAGAAGGAGCACUCCAAGCUUGAGGCCGAUUUCCAGGAGGAGGUUCUUCAGUUGGAGAAGAAGUACUUCGCCAAGUUCACUCCUCUUUAUGAGAAGCGUGCCAAGAUCGUCAACGGAGGCUCUGAACCCACUGAGGAGGAGAUAAAGGCUGGUGAAGAGGAGGAUGAUGACAAUGAGGAGACCGAAGAGGCCGAGAAGACGGAGAAGCCCGCUGAAUCGUCCGAGCCCGUUUCUGGUAUUCCUGAAUUUUGGCUUUCUGCCAUGAAGAACCAAAUCUCUCUCGCCGAGAUGAUUACCGACCGCGACGAGGCGGCCUUGAAGCACCUGGUUGAUAUUCGUAUGGAGUACCUCGACAAGCCUGGUUUCCGCCUUAUCUUCGAGUUUGCCGAGAACGAGUUCUUCACCAACAAGACUAUUACCAAGACCUACUUCUACCAGAGCGAGAGUGGCUACGGCGGUGACUUCAUCUACGAUCACGCCGAGGGUGACAAGAUCGACUGGAAGGAAGGCAAGGACCUGACCGUCAGAAUUGAGAGCAAGAAGCAGAGGAACAAGACCACCAAGCAGACCCGCAUCGUCAAGAAGACGGUCCCCACCGAGUCUUUCUUCAACUUUUUCUCUCCUCCUCAGGCCCCCACGGAGGACGACGAUGAUGCUGCGUCCGACAUUGAAGAGCGCCUCGAGCUCGACUAUCAGCUGGGUGAGGAUAUCAAGGAAAAGCUCAUUCCUCGCGCGAUCGACUGGUUCACUGGCGAAGCUCUCGCCUUCGAGGAGCUGGAGGACGACGACCUUGAGGGCUACGACGACGAGGAGGACGACGACGAUGACGACGAUCUCAGCGAGGAUCGCGACGAGGAUGAAGAGUCCGAGGACGAGGAUGAUACUGGCAAGCCCAAGCAGGAGGCGGCCGAGUGCAAGCAGAGCUGA